Molecule: messenger RNA, 1574 nt
Organism: Silurus meridionalis
Lineage: Eukaryota; Metazoa; Chordata; Actinopteri; Siluriformes; Siluridae
Gene: inha
Product: inhibin subunit alpha
Exons: 2
Coding region: 179-1219 (346 amino acids)
Biological process (GO): SMAD protein signal transduction
Cellular component (GO): extracellular region
Molecular function (GO): cytokine activity; growth factor activity
Source: RefSeq, a predicted model, not a curated record
CCCAAAUAGUUGUAUAAAAAGACAUGACUCAUUCGUAUUAGGAUUGUCAGGAAGGAGAUGAAUAGGCAGCAAAAUAAGAGAAUAGAUUGAGGACAAGCAUAUUAAAGUCACAUUUGAGUGACAAAUUAUUCAGUGUAGUCACUCAAAGAUUCAGAAAAAUCUGUUUUUCAAAUUUUAGAUGAUGAAUCCUCUUCUGAUUAUUUGUGCCCAUGUCUUUUCAACAGCAUGGAUUGGCUUUCACUGCCAGGCCUGCCAAGGAGCUCUGCCCCAGGAAGUGGUGCUGGACUGGUUAAAGAGACGCAUUUUGGAAGGACUACAGGUUGAAAAGCCCCCUGUGCUGAAUCUACAGAGUUCACCUGAUCUGAGGGUGCAUGUGGCAGCCCAGCAUGGAGCUUGGCGAGGACGCAGGGAGGCUCGGCUGGAGAGGAUACAGCAUCAGGAGAUUUCCCAAGUCAUUCUGUUUCCCAGCUCUGACAGCACUUGUCUGGACAUGUCACAAGCCUCAGUCGCUUCCGAGGACUCACCCAGCCAGUAUACCUACUACUUCCAGCCAUCUCUGGACAGUCAAGAGUCUAUCGCCUCGGUGGACUUCUGGUUCUAUGCAGGUGAGGCCAUCGCAAUAAAUACCACAUCUGUUUCACUUUACGUUCUCACAACACACCAGGAACUAAUACAGUUAGCCCAAGGGCCAUCUAAAUGCAGCCCGGAUGGCUGGAGCACCUACAGGCUUGAGCGGCACUUCCACAAUGUCAUAGCCAAUGGACCAUUCCUGCUUCAGGUGCGAUGUCGAGUAUGUAGCUGCUACAUUUUAGAAGAGGACAAAACACCUUUCCUGCAUGUACAUGUCAGGACACAUGAGCCUGUGCGUGCCCGUAGAGCAGCCAACAUUGCCUGGUCACCAGCAGUCAUUGAGAAGCUGCAGAGGCCCUCGCCUGAAAAAGAUGACACGUAUUGUCGAAGGGAGCAGAUUGAGAUCUCUUUUGAGGAGCUUGGCUGGGACAACUGGAUUGUCCACCCAAAGACUUUCAGUUUUUAUUACUGCUAUGGAAAUUGCUCAAACCCUGAGUUCACAGCCACACUUCUGGGAAUGCACCAGUGCUGUGCACCUGUGCCUGAGAGCAUGAAGUCACUGCGCUUUACCACCACCUCUGAUGGAGGCUUCUCAUUUAAAUAUGAGACACUGCCCAAUAUCAUACCUGAGGAGUGCAACUGCAUUUGAUGCUUUUGUUCAGGUUAAUGAAGCAAAAGCUUGUAAUACAGAUGCAUUUGUAUAAAAAGGUUUGAUGCAAAUGGGCCUCCAAGUAGAAUUUAAAUGUAUAGUUUAAAAACCUGCUUUUGAUCAGCCUGUAUUUUUACUAUAGUUAAAUGCACCUGUGAGAAAAAGGUUUUAGUUUCAGGUUGUCAUUAAAUGAUUUAAAAAUGUUGUUGCUUUUUCUGUACUUAUCAAUCAUAACUAGCUUUGGUUAAAAUAAAGGGCUACAAAAUCGUGCAAUGCAUUGUAAUUAUCUACGAUACUGAAAAUGUUUUAUACUGUACUUUAUAAAUAAAUAAAUAAAUAAAUAAAAAUAAUUUUA